UCCAGUGCAUCUGUCAGGAGUGCUUUCCCCUCCCCUCUCCACAACGUUGUUCCUGACGAGGAACAGGAAAUUGAUUUUCGUGCAGGUCAAGCCAGUCAAAACAUAAGAACCAGACCAACUGCUGCUGCUGCUGCUGCUACUGCUGGUAAAGCAAUUCCUGAGUGCCGAUGCACCGACUGCAGCUGAGGUUCCUAGUGCUAGAGCCCUAGGGACGGGGGGAGUUACGUUGCCUAUCCUGUGCCAAUCCUUUGCAUCCCGUAGCGCACCGGGUGUGUAGCGAGUGUGUACGUUGCGGAACCUUGUGUUUUGCUGCCUUUUUGGAAUCGAGCCUUAGACGAACAAGUGUUACAAGAUGCGAUGCUCGGUGUGCAAUUACUACACGUGGAGUUACUUCAUUGCGCUCGGCGAGAUCUUCAUAUCCUUCCACAUUGCCCGGGCAUUCCUGUAUUGUGCCCGGGCUAGUACGAAUGAGGCGGCUCAAGAGCUGGGUUGUUAUAAUGGUGCGAUUUGGGGACAGGUGGAACCCAUCUUUGUGCUGCUGCUGCUGUACAAUCUGCUGUCGUUGCUGCUGAUGAUUGGCGUGUCAAAGCGCAACGAGAAACUGCUGCAGAUCUAUCAAACCUGUACCAUAACGCUGAAGGCGUCCGCGAUUGUGCGAAGGAUAGUGCUCAGUACCACCGAGUACAAUGAGAGUAACAUCGGCAAAACGGUGCUGGAGCUUAAAAUCAUUAUCGUAUUCACGCUGAUUUUCACACUGGAAGCGCUCGUCGUAGCAGGCGCUUGCCGGAAAAUGCGCCGGGAACAGCAGGACCAUCUGUACUACAUCGAUGUGGUCUAGUGAGUCGCGCUGUACGACAGUGUGAUGACCGAUAGCCGAUGAAAGCGCUACUCUAGGCGCGCGUAGUAGACUGCCGCCUGACUGUAGAAGUAGUAGUUUGGGGGAUCGAUCGCCCAAACACCGUUUUGCCAACAGAAGCUAUCCCGCGGUGAUGCGGGAUGUUUUAUGCUGUAGGAUCGAGAACACAUCAUUAUUCCAUCCAAACCAACCGUCUGGAUCCGUUCCGUUCCGGUGGAAGGAGGAAUUCGAGACGCAAGACACACGUACACGUAAACGACACACAAGUCGUGUAUUUACAAUCGGACAUAAUGCCGCAACAUGUGCACCGAUAAGACCGAACUGAUGGCCGACUUCUUGCGAGCGAGCAGAUGGAAGCCCGCCUGGUGUCUGGUAGUUUCCGGUGUAUUCUUAAUGCUUUUUAAAACGAGAAACGAAUCGAGCACGCGGGAGUAGAGAAAGGUGAUCAAAAUUUAGAAGAAAUUCAACCAAACCAAGCGCCUGUGGCCUGUGACGCAUUCCGUUCCCCAACUUUUUUGGUGCAUUUAGAAAUAAAGGAA
Molecule: messenger RNA, 1395 nt
Organism: Anopheles aquasalis
Lineage: Eukaryota; Metazoa; Arthropoda; Insecta; Diptera; Culicidae
Source: RefSeq, a predicted model, not a curated record